Molecule: messenger RNA, 1230 nt
Organism: Colletotrichum karsti
Lineage: Eukaryota; Fungi; Ascomycota; Sordariomycetes; Glomerellales; Glomerellaceae
Exons: 7
Coding region: 1-1230 (409 amino acids)
Biological process (GO): oxalate metabolic process
Cellular component (GO): cell wall
Source: RefSeq, a predicted model, not a curated record
AUGAAACUCCUCCAAGCCUCCGCGAUUGGCCUACUAGGUCUCCUCUCGAGCACGUCUGCCGUGCCGCAGAACACAAAGAGGGACGCCCAGUUCAACGUAGGCCAACCCAUCGACGCCAAUGGCAAGGGCGGUCCAAUCCUCGGAGGCACCAACAACGAAAUCGACAGAGAUAACCCAGAUAACCUGGGCCAGCAGCCGACCGACAACGGUGUGGUCCCGAACCUGAAGUGGAGGUUCUCCGACUCCAAGACCCGGAUCCUGAACGGGGGCUGGGUCCGGGAGCAGGUCAUCCAAGAUCUGCCUCAGAGCCACGACAUCGCCGCCGCUCAGCAGCAUCUUAGAAAGGGUGGUGUACGAGAGCUUCAUUGGCAUAAAGUCGCGGAAUGGGGCUUCGUCUACUCGGGAUCUGUACUCGUUUCGGCCGUGGACGAGAAUGGUAGAUACCAAGCUGAGAAGCUGAACUACGGCGACAUUUGGUACUUCCCAAAAGGAGCUCCUCAUACCAUCCAAGGCCUGGACGACGAGAACGAGUACUUGCUCGCCUUCGACGAAGCCGACUUUGACAAGAUUGGCACGACGUUCAACAUCGUCGACUGGCUGGCUCACACCCCCCGUGAUGUCCUGGCCAAGAACUUCGGCGUCGACCGCUCCGUCUUCGACAAGCUGCCGGCCACCAAUCCAUACAUCUUCAACGGAACCGUUGCGACUCAAAACGUGACCGGAGGCGCCAACGGGUACCUCUCUGGAAACAGCUCGUUCGUGUACCGUACGCUGGAGCACCCGGCCGAGGUUGUCCCCGGGAACGGCGGCGAGUUCCGAAAGAUCGAUUCGACCAAUUUCCCAAUCAGCAAGACCAUCGCCGCGACCUUUGUCACCUUGAAGCCGGGCGGCUUGAGAGAGCUGCACUGGCAUCCCAACGCCGAGGAGUGGCUGUACUUCCACAAGGGCGAAGGCCGGGCAACGGUAUUCAUCGGAAAUGCGGCAGCGCGGACCUUCGACUUCUCAGCUGGUGAUACGGCCGCCUUUCCGGACAACUCUGGACACUACAUCGAGAACACGUCCGACACCGAAGACCUGGUUUGGAUUGAACUGUACAAAUCAGACAGAAUUGCGGAUGUUCCUCUCACGCAAUGGCUUGCUCUGACGCCGCCGGAAAUCGUAGCCCAAACUCUUAAGGUUCCGGUUGAGUUUGUCGAGCAGUUGAAGAAAGAGAAGCAGAUUCUGGUCUAG